This is a messenger RNA of Entamoeba dispar SAW760, 747 nucleotides long. Its product is annotated as ribonuclease 1 precursor, putative. Gene Ontology annotation, biological process: RNA catabolic process. The transcript has a single exon. Gene Ontology annotation, molecular function: ribonuclease T2 activity; RNA binding. Lineage: Eukaryota; Evosea; Mastigamoebida; Endamoebidae. Bases 1 to 747 code for a protein of 248 amino acids. Gene Ontology annotation, cellular component: extracellular region. The record is from RefSeq and is a predicted model, not a curated record.
AUGUUAUUUUUAUUUUUAUUUUUCAUUACUCCUAUUCUUUGUUAUCACUCUAUCUCUUCUUCAAUUUGUUUUAAUACAUCACUCCCACAAAAAUCUACUUUUGCUUAUUUUGUUCAAUCUUGGCCAGGUACAUUUUGUAUGGAUCAGUCUUGUCAUUCUAUCACUCCGAUUAAUGAAGGUUUUACUAUUCAUGGAUUUUGGCCACAAAAAACAGAAAGUACUUAUCCUGAAUGUUGCUUUACUUAUUGGAAAAAUGAAGAAAUUACUCAAUACGUUCAAACCCAUGAAUGGUUAUUAAUGAAUCUACGUUUUUAUUGGCCUGGAUUAAAACAGUGCUCAUUUUUUAAUUAUGAGUAUUUGAAACAUGGUACAUGUAUUCCAUCAAUAUCUCAUGGAGAAGAUGGUCCUCAAUAUUUUGCUGAUAUUGCGUUAAGCAUUGCAAAUAAAACAAAUGCAUGGAAAAUAAUGAAGGAAAAAGGUAUUAAAGAUGAUUCAAUAACUCAGUACUCAAAAGAAUAUAUACGCUCUUUAUUUAAAGAGAUUUAUGGUGCAAAUCCGUUAUUAUUUUGUUUUGGGAAUUUUUUUGAUGAGUUUAGAUUAUGUAGUGAUAUUCCAUCAUUUAAUAGACGUUCUCAUCCAAAAAUUUUUGAUUGUGAUUCCUCUUUUAGAUAUUUAGAGACAUGCAACAAUUCUAUUAUAUUUCCAAAAUUCCCUUAUUAUAAGAUUAAUUCAAAUUGUCUUUAUUGA